Schizophyllum commune H4-8 is the source of this 444-nucleotide messenger RNA. RefSeq lists its product as uncharacterized. The record is from RefSeq and is a predicted model, not a curated record. Gene Ontology annotation, molecular function: DNA binding. The coding region runs from base 1 to 444 and encodes 147 amino acids. The transcript is spliced from 2 exons. Gene Ontology annotation, biological process: DNA recombination; DNA integration. NCBI's taxonomy places the organism in Eukaryota, Fungi, Basidiomycota, Agaricomycetes, Agaricales, Schizophyllaceae.
AUGCCCGAGCAUCUCGCGCACGUGUGCCCUGUUCGCGCAUUGUGCGAAUGGCUGCACGUCUCGCAGAUCAAGAGCAGAUAUUUAUUUCGCAGAUUUUCUCCGGGCGACCGCGUCGUCUCAGAGGGCGACCGUCCCUUGUCGUCCGACGCGUUUUUGGAGAUGUUUCGCAACAACCUCCUCGAUAUUGGCAUUGACCCCACACCAUACGGCACUCAUUCCUUCCGCCGCGGAGGCUGUCAGUUCUAUGUCGUCGAUCGUUGCUGGAAUCUCAGGAAGAUUUGCGAGUGGGGUGGAUGGAGUCGAGAGUUCUCAAACCUCACUAUCGUCAAGUACAUCAUUAACUGGAACGACGACCCCCUAGACGCACGCGAGGACUUUCUCAAUCCAAACAAGAAACUUACCACCAAGUGCUACCAAUGUGGCCGUUUGUGUACUUGUUCUUGA